Penicillium pulvis is the source of this 1896-nucleotide messenger RNA. RefSeq names its product something about silencing 10 family protein. The coding region runs from base 1 to 1896 and encodes 631 amino acids. Gene Ontology annotation, biological process: maturation of SSU-rRNA from tricistronic rRNA transcript (SSU-rRNA, 5.8S rRNA, LSU-rRNA). NCBI's taxonomy places the organism in Eukaryota, Fungi, Ascomycota, Eurotiomycetes, Eurotiales, Aspergillaceae. The record is from RefSeq and is a predicted model, not a curated record. The transcript is spliced from 2 exons. Gene Ontology annotation, cellular component: nucleolus; small-subunit processome.
AUGGGCAAGAAAAGAAAGGCCGGCGGUCGCCCCUCAAAGGCUGAAGCUCCCGUGCGCACAAAGUUUGAUAUUGAAGAACGCUUUGACGACUCUGAGGACGAGUUCCAGGCGGGCCGCGACCAAAUCCUGCUGGAUGAAGCCCCCGAGGCCAAGCGCCGGCGGAGAGUUGCUCAAGAUGAGGAGGCGAUUCAAGACUCCGAAGAGGAGGUUCUAGGCUACGAUGAACUCGACGAGGACGAAGACGAUCUUGAAGACGAAGUUUCCGAGGAUGAAUACGAUGAUAUGGGCGAGCCUAAGAAUGCACAGGAAGACGAUGAAGACGAGGAAGGAAUUGCGGCAUGGGGUACAUCGAAGAAGGACCUUUACAAUGCAGACCAGAUCGAGACCGAAGUCGAUGCCCUAGAGGAAGAGCAGGAAGCAAAGCGACUGCAACAGAAGCAAUUAGAGGCUAUGAAUGAGGCAGACUUUGGCUUUGACGAGUCCGAAUGGGCGGAAGCUGGCAAGGAUGCGGAGGACGAGGCAGAGAACGCUGGAAUUGUUACCGAAGUGCUCCCGCAGCUGGAAAUUACCGAGGACAUGAGCAGCGACGAGAAGCUCAAGAUUCUGAAAUCGAGGUAUCCUGAGUUCGAGCCUCUGGCCAAGGAUUAUGUCGACCUUCAAUCAACCUACCAGACUUUGCAAGAGCAGGCGGCAAAGGCUUCAAAACCUACAGAUGAGACCGCAGAUGAACCCCAGCCUGCACCCGUGGCCGUUGUGAAAUUGCGUGCUUUAUCAACAUAUCUGGGUACAAUCAACAUGUAUUUCCUGCUCCUUGCAUCUUCUUCCGACGGCACCAAGAGUCACUCUCCGAUGUCCCCUGCCGAGCUCCGCCAACAUCCUGUCAUGCGCUCUCUGGUCAAAUUCCGCAAAAUCUGGGAGAAGGUUAAGGACCUCGAAGUCUCGGAGAUCACCGAGGUUGUCAAGAAGUCUCCAUCCACGACCGAGUCAAUCAAGGUCGAGACAACCAAAUCUAAGGAGACCAAGAGGGCCAAGGCAACAAAGAAUCUUAGCAAGGCCGAGCGUAAAGCCUUGGCAGCACAGGCUGAGGCCGACGCCCUUCGGGCAGACCGACUCCGUGAGACAGAGGCCGGUCUGGCCGAUCUGGAUGAUUUGGUUACAGAGCCUACUCAGAAGCGCAAGACUAAGAAGACCAAGACCCUCGCCAAGGAUGAUGAUUCCGACUUCGGUGACGAGGAUGCUCUCACAGCUCGCGAAGCCGAGGAGAAACUUAAGCAGAAGCGCUCUCUCCGCUUCUACACUUCUCAACUGGCUCAGAAGGCUAAUAAGCGUCACGCUGCUGGCCGUGAUGCCGGUGGUGAUGCCGAUAUCCCUCACCGCGAGCGUCUGAAGGACCGACAGGCUCGCCUGAACGCUGAAGCCGAGAAGCGCGGUCGCCAAAACCCUGAUAUCGGCCAAGAGCUUGGCGGAGACAGUGACGAGGAAGACAACCGGGUCCGAAAGGAACUCCGCGGUGAGGGCAAGGGCUCCGGCGCAGACGAUGACGAUUACUACGACAUGCUUGCGGCACGGGGCAAGCAACGCAAGGACGAUAAGCAGGCCCGUGCUGAUGCACACGCGGAAGCAGCUCGCCAAGGCGGUCAUGUUGCGGUACAGGAGACCAUCGGGCCGGAUGGCAAGCGUGCUAUCACCUACCAGAUUGAGAAGAACAAGGGUCUUAUGGCGAAGCGGAACAAGGAUGCGCGCAACCCGCGUGUCAAGAAGCGCAAGAAGUAUGAGGAGAAGAAGAAGAAGCUCGGUAGUGUUCGGCAGAUCUACAAGGGUGGUGAGGGCCGUGGUGGCUACGGUGGUGAGCUUACAGGUAUCAAAAAGAACCUGGUCAAGAGUGUCAAACUCUGA